CUGACCACGUGACUAUCCCGGAAGUGACAGGAACAACAACACGAGGGGAUUUUGAUCCACCUUCAUACAGAAUGCUGCGUUUUCUGCGCCUGGUUCUCGUCCUUGCCUUCAUGCGUGAAGCCUUUUCUCUGGAAGGCUCAUGCGGGAUGGAGCAGGAAUCCGAGCCCGCAGAGGGAGCUGCGGGCUGCGGCUGUGACAAGCUAAAGAGAGCCUCCGGCGGGCCCAUGAUGAUGACCGAGCCUCAGCCUGCCGGGAAGUACUCUUCUGCUGGCUCCAAGUCCAAUGGAGGAGCGUCGGAGGCCCGUGGAGAGGAGAACCCAGUGCAAAGUCAGAUGGCGUGGAUUUCUGGAGGAGAGUUUCUGAUGGGAACAGACCAGCCUGGCAUCGCUGCAGAUGGCGAGGGCCCACAGCGGCCGGUGCACGUGGACUCUUUCCACAUGGACAUUCAUGAAGUAACCAACCGACAGUUCCAGAGCUUCGUCCGUGCCACAGGGUACAUCACUGAGGCGGAAAAAUUUGGAGACUCGUUUGUAUUUGAGGGAAUUGUGAGCGAAGACGUCAAAAGCCAAAUCAGCCAAGCAGUGGCUGCUGCCCCCUGGUGGCUUCCAGUGAAAGGGGCGAACUGGAAGCACCCUGAAGGUCCAGACUCCAACAUCACAGACAGGAUGGAUCAUCCUGUCGUUCAGGUUUCUUGGAAUGAUGCCUUGGCUUACUGCUCCUGGGUCAACAAGAGACUUCCCACUGAGGCAGAGUGGGAGGUUGCCUGCAGGGGCGGCCUGAAGGACAGACUCUACCCCUGGGGAAACAAGCUAAACCCAAAGGGACAGCAUUACGCCAACCUCUGGCAGGGGGAAUUCCCAGCACACAACUCUGCAGAGGAUGGCUACACUAAAACCUCCCCGGUGAUGUCCUUCCCAGGCAAUGCUUUUGGUCUGUAUGACAUGGUGGGGAACGCAUGGGAGUGGACCUCAGACUGGUGGAGCGUGCACCACACAACAGACCAUCAGCACAACCCAACGGGUCCUCCGUCAGGCACAGAUAAGGUGAAGAAAGGAGGCUCGUACAUGUGCCACAAGUCUUAUUGUUACAGGUACAGAUGUGCUGCUCGAAGCCAAAACACUCCAGACAGCUCCGCUUCCAAUCUUGGUUUUCGCUGUGCUGCUGAACAGAAACGAUGACAGAACCAAAUCAGUUUGAUCCAAGAACUUCUGGCUCACGCUCUUGUCAUGAGAUCAAUCCGAUUCUUUUGCUGCCACCGACAAUUCUGAAGAAGUCAAAUCUAAAAUAUAUUUUUGUAACUCUAAUUUUACAAAGGCAGAUUUUUUGUACUGUCUCUGACAAUGUAUGUAAAGGCAGAAUGUAAGGACUCUAAAGUUAUUUAUGUGAGUAAAAGUGAGAGAUUUCCCCACAUGCUGCAGAGAAACGUGUUUAUAGCUUUUUUUCUGUGGAAUAAAGGGACCAUGAGCGGAUAAAGAACCCAA
This is a messenger RNA of Oryzias latipes (Japanese medaka), 1481 nucleotides long. It is a transcript of the gene sumf1, whose product is annotated as sulfatase modifying factor 1. Gene Ontology annotation, biological process: protein oxidation. Gene Ontology annotation, molecular function: formylglycine-generating oxidase activity. Gene Ontology annotation, cellular component: endoplasmic reticulum. NCBI's taxonomy places the organism in Eukaryota, Metazoa, Chordata, Actinopteri, Beloniformes, Adrianichthyidae. The record is from RefSeq and is a predicted model, not a curated record.